CUGCUCGCCGAGCUGCGCGCGCACGAGGACGCGGAGCCGUUCGCCGUGCCGGUGGACGCGCGGUACGCGCCGGAUUACUACGCGGUGAUCGAGCGGCCGAUCGACGUGGCGACGAUGCGCGCGCGCGCCGGCGCGAGCGCGUACGCGAGCAAGGACGCGUUCGCGGAGGAUCUGGCGCUGAUGGAGGCGAACGCGGUGGCGUACAACGGCGCGGGGUCGACGGUGGCGAAAAUGGCGCGCGCGGUG
Ostreococcus lucimarinus CCE9901 is the source of this 246-nucleotide messenger RNA. RefSeq lists its product with no specific name. Gene Ontology annotation, biological process: chromatin remodeling. The annotation marks the transcript as partial. Gene Ontology annotation, cellular component: CERF complex. Gene Ontology annotation, molecular function: protein binding. NCBI's taxonomy places the organism in Eukaryota, Viridiplantae, Chlorophyta, Mamiellophyceae, Mamiellales, Bathycoccaceae. The record is from RefSeq and is a predicted model, not a curated record. The transcript has a single exon.